This is a messenger RNA of Capsicum annuum, 877 nucleotides long. Its product is annotated as protein VAC14 homolog. The coding region runs from base 137 to 547 and encodes 136 amino acids. The transcript has 3 exons. Gene Ontology annotation, cellular component: PAS complex; endosome membrane. Gene Ontology annotation, biological process: positive regulation of kinase activity; phosphatidylinositol biosynthetic process. The record is from RefSeq and is a predicted model, not a curated record. Lineage: Eukaryota; Viridiplantae; Streptophyta; Magnoliopsida; Solanales; Solanaceae.
GUUGGAUAUACUGAUUGGGCUCAACUUAUUGAUUGCCUGACAACAUUAUUUCAGGGAGUUACUUAUUUACUGUUUCUUGCAGCUUCUUGAACCUGGAAGAUAUAUAUGGUUGUUAAAAGCCUUGUAUGGUCUGCUGAUGCUUCUACCCCAGCAAAGUGCAGCCUUUAAGAUUCUCCGCACUCGUUUAAGAACUGUGCCAUCAUAUUCCUUCAAGGAAGAUAAUUAUAGGAGAACUUCAUCUGGGAUUCCUUAUUCUCAAUUUAAUUAUGGGGGAGGAGGGUCACAAAUCUCCGAGGGAGUCCUGAAUGAACAUUCACUUGACAUGCAUAAUGGGAUAAACUUUGCCUCAAAACUGCUGCAGUUUCAGCAAAUUCAGAAGCAACAUCAUUUGCAUUCAAAGUCACAGACUCAAUCACGUUUUAUGUCUACUUCAUCAGCGAAGGAUGUACAAAUAGCAGAAGAAUCAAAGCGAUCUGCCCAAGGAGCAGACUUGAAUCGACCCCCUUCAAGAUCAUCUCGCAGAGGCUUGGGACAGUUGCAACUCUGACUGUUUUCUUCUGCUUCGGAGUUGAUUGUAUGGGUGAUUGUAGUAUUCUUAUAAAGUUGUAAAUUAUCCUAGGAGCUUGUUUUGUCAAAACUUAAUGAGGGUUCGUACAGAAGAGGUAUUAGUUUUUGGCUUGGAUGGUCCCAAGCAAUUUCUUUUUUAUUUUGAAAGAAUAUUUAGGGGACAUUUUGUCUUAUGUAGUUCUAUUAUUUUUUUGUUGAAUACCAUUUGGGCGAAACAUGUAGGUUUGCAGGAUAUAUUAACAGUUCGUUUUAUUUAUAAUUCUUGUUACAAUGGUUUAAAAAUAAAUUAAUAGUUGUUUAUCAUGGUUAA